This is a messenger RNA of Ictidomys tridecemlineatus (thirteen-lined ground squirrel), 1510 nucleotides long. Lineage: Eukaryota; Metazoa; Chordata; Mammalia; Rodentia; Sciuridae. The record is from RefSeq and is a predicted model, not a curated record.
AUGAACAAAGGCAUGCAGGUGCGGACACGGUCACCAAAUGACAAUAGCCAGAACUUCAGAGUUAAAAUACAGUUGGUCCCAGACCUCAGCCUCUCCCACCGUCGGGGCACGGUGGUCGUGGAGCGCUGGUGGAAGGUGCCGCUGGCCGGGGAGGGUUGCAAGCCGCGUCUGCACCGGCGACACCGCGUCUACAAGCUGGUGGAGGACACGAAACACCGGCCCAAGGAGAACCUGGAGCUCAUCCUCACACGGUCUGUGGAGAAACUUGGAGUCCGCGGUGACCUGGUUUCAAUCAGCAAGUCUUUGGGUCGCAAUCGGCUCCUUCCCCAAGGACUCGCUGUGUACGCAUCCCCUGAAAACCGAAAGCUGUUCGAAGAAGAGAAAUUGCUGAGACAAGAAGGAAAAUUAGAGAGGAUCCAGACUAAGGCAGGCGAGGCGACAGUGAAAUUUUUGAGAAACUGUCACUUGGAGGUAGGAAUGAAGAACAAUGUCAAAUGGGAGCUGAAUUCUGAAAUAGUCGCCCGCCACUUCCUUAAGAAUCUUGGUGUCGUGGUUGCCCCUCAUGCAUUGAAACUACCAGAGGAGCCUAUCACACGGUCGGGCGAGUACUGGUGUGAGGUGACGGUCAAUGGGCUUGACACCGUGAGAGUUCCUAUGUCUGUGGUGAACUUUGAAAAGCCCAGGACCAAAAGAUAUAAGUUCUGGUUGGCCCAACAAGCUGCCAAGGGCCUGACCUCCACCAGUUCCCAGACUGUCUGAACCUACUCUCCCUGCAAGACUGAAAAGCAGAAUCAGUAGCAGUGAAACAAAAAGGGGCCAGUACCCUGAUCGCACUCCCAUACCUGACCAAAUAUGGAAUUUUAGAGAACAUUUGGACUCAUCGGACUGAACAGUAUAUACAUGUUGAAUUCUCCAUUUUCACCGUCUCCAUCAUAUCCAGCUCCAUCGGAGCACUUUUGCCAAAGAAGUACUAGGCUGUUGAUUUGAUAAACUGGAUACCAGUGGAUUGAAACAGUUUAGAUUCUAUUUAGUCUUUUCUUUUAUUGGAGUUGAUUGAAACAAAUGGAAGAGUUAGCCAUUGUCUUUAAUUUCAUCAUCCAAACUGAAUAUUUGUAUCUCAAGCAGAAAUAAAAUGUGCAUUCUUGAUAGGUAUAAUGGCACACACCUGUAAUCCCAAUGAUUUGGGAGACUGAGGCAAGAGGAUCAGAAGUUCAAGACCAGCUUGGGCAUCCUUGUUUCAAAAAAUAAAAAGAUCUGAGGUGUAGCUCAAUAGGAGAGUGCUGCUGGGUUCAAUUCCCAAUAUCACACACUUGAAUAAAGGAGGUGUGGUUUUUUGGUUUGUUUUUUGUUUUAACUGGACUUGAGUACACUGGGGAUAAGACAUCCAAGUGGAAUAUGUUCUUGAGCACUGAGGUUUGCUGCCCCCCAAAAAAAGGAGAGAAUAUAUCAGCUUGCUAUAUUCCAUAGUUGCUCUGAGCAAAUUACUCUGAAUAAACUGAUAUGUCUUUAG